AAAAUCAAACAUGGUCUAAUCUCAGUCCUUUUUUAUUCUUCUACUUCUUCUUCUUCUUCUUCCAUUUCUCAGCCUCAUUCGUAUAUAAGUCCAUCCUCACCAACCCUAAAACCAGUAAAUCUAACUCCACUUUUGAAUGCCCGAGAAAAUAAACUGGACCAGAUUUAUACCUUUCAAGGGGAGAGAGAAAAUAGCCAGCGCAGGAAGACAAAAGAGGGGAAAAGAAAAAAAAAGGAACUCUGUAGUUAUGAUUUCACUCUUGAGUUAGAUUUGCAUAAUGGGUUCAGUCAAAGGUGGUUCUUUUGGCAUGGAGAUUGUGGAGUUGACUCGGUUUUGAUUCAUAGGUUUUGAACUCACUCGUUUAGUAUGGCUAGGCGUCAUGGAUGGCAACUCCCUGCUCACACUUUUCAGGUUGUGGCCAUAACAGUUUUUUUCUUGCUAUCUGUUGCGUAUUAUGCCUUCUUUGCUCCUUUUCUUGGGAAGGACAUCUAUGAAUAUGUGGCUAUUGGAGUUUAUUCAUUCUUUGCACUCUCUGUACUCAUUCUUUAUGUCCGAUGCACAGCUAUUGAUCCUGCUGAUCCUGGAAUUUUGAUAGAAGCUGAUGAGGGAUCAGCCUGUAAAUUACAAAAUGACACAGAUAUGCCUGUGUCCAUUGAGGAGCCUAACAAAAUGGGAUUGAAGAAUGGAAUAAAAUCUUAUAGAGAUGGUUCAAGUUGUUGCUCAACGUUUGGAGGAUUCUUUUGUGCUUGUAUUGUGAGAGAGGAUUGCCGCAGCGAUGAUCAACUACAGCAAUCUGGAGAGGAGGAUGCUUUGUUCUGCACAUUGUGCAAUGCUGAGGUACGCAAAUUCAGCAAACACUGUAGAAGUUGUGACAAAUGUGUUGAUGGGUUUGAUCAUCACUGUCGGUGGCUGAAUAAUUGUGUUGGAAGGAAAAAUUAUAUUACUUUUGUCUGCCUCAUGGCAGCAAGCCUCGUUUGGCUUAUUAUUGAAUUUGGAGUCGGCAUUGCUGUUUUUGUUCGGUGUUUUGUUGAUAGAGGGGGUAUGGAAAAUGAGAUAGCUGAAAGGCUUGGCAUUGGUUUUUCCCGUCCUCCCUUUGCAACUGUGGUGGCUUUAUGCACAGUUGUGUCCUUUCUGGCUACUUUACCUCUGGGAGAACUAUUCUUUUUUCAUAUGAUUCUGAUUCGAAAAGGCAUCACAACAUAUGAGUACGUUGUUGCCAUGAGAACACAAAGUGAGCCACCUGGACCAUCUGUAGAUGGAGGAGAUCAACAAAGCCAGCCAUCGUCACCCACCAGUUCAGCCGUCACUGCCAUUAGCGGAAGAAGCUCUCUUGGAAUGAGCUUACAAUAUAAAGGUGCUUGGUGCACCCCACCAAGAAUAUUCAUGGACCACCAGGAUGACAUUAUCCAACAUUUGGAGCCAGGGCGCUUACCAUCCACAGUAGAUCCAGAUGCAGUUAGACCACCUGAAAAUGGGAAAAAAUUAUCCCAGCGUCCUGUCCGAAUUAGCGCAUGGAAACUAGCAAAAUUGGAUUCUAAUGAGGCAGUUAGAGCGGGUGCCAGAGCUAGGGCAUCUUCCUCUGUGCUUCGUCCCAUAAGUUCUCGUCAUCAUCCAUAUAACAGCGAUCAUUUAUCUAGUAGUAAUGUGAGUGGAAGAAGCAGCCCAACCAGUACUGAUCAUGGAUUUCAGAAUAUGAAUGCUAAAGCUGGGACCUCGAGACUAUCUCCCUCUAAGAGCUCAUAUCCACCCAGUCGAGCUAGCAGGGAUGACAUUGAAUCAUGCGGUCACAGUCUUAGUAACUUCAGCAGCCCCCAUCCAUCCCAUAUUACAUCCUCCCCUAUGAUGCAGCAAACUUCAAGUAGAGAUCAUUUUAACCCAAUAUACCAGUCAUCAGCUGGCCAGUCUCCAUUGUCAGCUAAACAAAAUGAAAGGAACGAGAAUUCAACUGCUGAUAAUGUUGCUCGAUUCCCUAUGAAAAAGAACUUGGGUGCUGCGGAGAGCUCAAAAAAUUCAGUCUUUUGGGAUCCAGAAGCUGGGCGCUUUGUCUCUUCAUCUACUAAAAAUGCCGGCACUUCUCAGGUUCCAGGAGCAGAACUUUUGUACGCAGGCCAAUCUAUAUUCUAUGGAGGUCCAGUUGUGAACGAACAGCUGAUGAGAGGAACAAGAAGCGGCAGUUGGCAGGCAACUUCAGUAGAUAGAGGUUCUACAUCAAGUCAUUAUCAGCAGGGGAGAUCACAGAGGGGUCACCAGCUUCCUGUGUUUGUCCCUAGUGAAUCCCAGCAAAAGCAAUUUUCUUCUAGAUUGUCUUGAGAAACAAAUGGACUGGUUUUGAUUUAACUUCAUCUGCCCCAUCCCUCUUUCUUUUCAAGAUAAAUAGAGCAGGGUUUUUCACUUAUGAUGUUCUUGUUUUUGCGUUUGUUAUGUGUUUUGCUACUAACCCACACAUUGACAUUGACAUGGUUGCCCAAA
This is a messenger RNA of Carica papaya (papaya), 2469 nucleotides long. Its product is annotated as DHHC-type zinc finger family protein. Gene Ontology annotation, molecular function: protein-cysteine S-palmitoyltransferase activity. The record is from RefSeq and is a predicted model, not a curated record. Gene Ontology annotation, biological process: peptidyl-L-cysteine S-palmitoylation; protein targeting to membrane. NCBI's taxonomy places the organism in Eukaryota, Viridiplantae, Streptophyta, Magnoliopsida, Brassicales, Caricaceae. Gene Ontology annotation, cellular component: Golgi apparatus; endoplasmic reticulum.